UUUUGUAUUCUCUUUAAUCCUAUGUACUGGCCACCACAUUCACUCUCUGCAGGAGGGAAAUGCAUAAAUACACAUAUAUAAAUAAAUAUAUAUAUAUAUAUAUAGAUAUAUAUAUAUGUAUAUAUAUAUAUAUAUGUAUAUAUAUAUAUGUAUAUACAUAUGUAUAUAUAUAUGUAUAUAUAUAUAUAUACAUGAUGCUGUCUGCACCUGUUUAAGCCGUGACCUCGGGACGUCACGGCUUGGUUCAGGGGUCCGGAUGCCGAAGAUCGUGUGUAGAGCCUCCUGGUGUCUUCGGGGUGGGCGAUCACAGCCGGCCGAUCCGCGGGUGAUCCCCCGAGGUAGUCAGCUACAGUCCUCUGGCAAGGUGGUCGCCGUGUACCUGCACAAAGGUCGGACCGUCCUUUGGGCCCGACCCCUCCGACGGUCUUGUUAGUGGACGAGAAGGGCGUUUUUUCUCCCCCCGGUAGCCUUUUGGCCCUGGACUCUUAUAGUUUCGGUCUGAUAUUACCUGAUGUUCCUGCUUGUCAGAACGGGGUCGUGCCUCUGACCGGAUUUGACGUUGCCAUUAGGGUGGCGUGUCGGAUCAUCUGGUCGCAGGGUAUGGGCGAGGGAGUCGCUGGCUGAGGGGGUGACGUUGGAGACGUCGAGUCGGCAUUAAUGCUCGUUCGCUCGGACAGGGUGUGGCCUGCGCGCGGAGGAUGGCGUGGCACGUCGCGUCGCCAUCACUCCCUGAGGGGAGUCUUUUCUACUAUCCCGCCCUGGGAUGGCUGGCGUCAUGGUCCAUGGCCCCGUUGACUUUCAUGGUGAUUCCCCUAUCACUUCCCCCCCCCCCAGGCGGAGGUUUGCUACAUCGGUCUUUAGAGUUUUGCGGACGGAGGGCGCCCACGUGCGUUUGGACAGGGAAAUCAUAAGUCCGAGCGACUCGGAAUGACUGGGUCGAGGGAUCGCGGGUCGGGAACUGAACUGGAACGACCCGGGACGGCGAGGUCGUCGAGUCGUCGGUCGGGAACGGCACUGGGGCGACUCGAAAUGACUGGAUUGUCGAGUCGCAGGUCGGAACCUGAACUGGAACGACCCGGGACGGCGAGGUCGUCGAGUCGUCGGUCGGGAACGGCACUGGGGCGACUCGAAAUGACUGGAUUGUCGAGUCGCAGGUCGGAACCUGAACUGGAACGACCCGGGACGGCGAGGUCGUCGAGUCGUCGAUCGGGAACGGCACUGGGGCGACUCGAAAUGACUGGAUUGUCGAGUCGCAAUCUGGACCGAUUGCAUGCUGUCACGCGUUGGCGCUGCGUUCGAGGUGUGGGCCUUUAUCGCUUGGGACAUACCGCCCUGCUGUCUCCUACGGGUGGGAACGCGGGCGUCUUGAGUGGAUCGUGCGGCGCCAUGCGCCACGUGGCGCUUUGAAGGGGGCGGCGCCGUUUCUAGGGAUCAGGUGCGGUCGCGCGGGAUCGGCAGAUCUGGGGCGCUGAGGCGCGCUGCCGGCUGUGAUUUAUUUCCCCUUUCUCGGGAAGCUCGACCGUCACCUCCGGCUCAUUUUAUAUAAGCCUUCCCUAAAGGGGUUUCGCUGAUCGUCGUUUGGCUGCUGUCGCUCCGUUGGGUCGCCGCUGUCCCUCGUUCACCUUGCCCUUCGACUCAGGCCUUUCACAUCGUCUCUGAGGUUAGGAUGUCUUCGUCUUCCUCCUCUUCCUCAUCCUCCACCUCUUCUUCUGAGGGCCCCGGGGUCAGGCAUUUGUCCCCGGGGGGCGAGUCCUUAAAAGUGGGGGGAAGUUCCGCCCGGCUUGCAAACCUCAAGCUGUGGCACGACGUAGAGUCGGUGGUGACCGAGGAGCUUUUGGAGGAGCUCCGGGUUCGCUACUGUAUCCCGGAGGGUUACAGCUUGUCAGCCCCCUGUCCGGGCCAACGGCCGUAUGACCAGCUCCCUCAGGGGUUCGGGCUGACGGUGGGUGCUCUUGAGGCGGGGUUGCGGUUUCCGCUUCAUCCCGUAAUCGAGGAUUGCCUCCGUGCCUGGGGCAUCUCGCCAUCCCAGAUGGCGCCGAAUUCCUGGCGAUACUUGGUCGUCUUUCUUGGGGAGUGUAGGAUGGCCGGGAUAGAACCGUCCAGGGCUCUAUUUCUGUCCUGCUUUCGGCUGUGUAGGGGUCGGGGUGGGUAUCAUCUGGCCGCUCGUAGUGGGUUCAGGAUCGGUGGGGCCCCUUCCAAUAAUAAGGGCCGGAAGAGUCGCUUCUUCUUCGUCAGCUGCAGUCGGGGGUGGGGCUUCAACACCGGAUGGACUUCCCGCACGGUCGACAACGUCCUUCCGUUGCUUUCAGGCAGAGAGUCGGCGGAUGUAGAUCGUUUGAGGGGCAUCCUGUCCUCUUCUCGGAUGAUCAAAAAGAUGACCGAGGAGUGGCUGGCCGACGUAGGGUUGAGCCCGGCUGCUGGGGGGAUGGUGAACUUCCAGUCCGUAAAGAAGGCGUCGCACUCCCGACCGACCGCGUCUCAGCCACAGGGUGGCACUGGCUCCAGAGAGGUCCCGAAGAGGGGGGCGCCCAAGACUGCGCCGACUUCUCCGAACACGAGUCGGCCGGCGAAGAAACUGAAAACUGCGGUCAGGAAAGUGUCUGCGCGUUCGGCCGCUCGGGAGCGUGAAGCCGCGGGGUUGACGGGGACCGCCCCGUCGGGCCAAGCGGCGGGGACCGCUAAGGGAAAGGAGGCGGCCGAGCCGGCUGGUGGCAACCCGGCUCAAGGGGCAUCGGCACGCCCGAGGUCGAUGCGGGACCUGUGCCGUGUCAGUCGGUUGGGGGACGAGGAGUACCAGGCCCCGAUCAUGGCCAACCUCCCUACCGGCGCAGCAGGAGCCUCCUACGCCCCGCGGUGGCCCGGGCUUAAGGCGGACAGCAAGGUCUGGGCCGACGGGUCGACGGCUUAGGAGUUUAUCCGGGGGGCGCUUCACCCGCUGCUGGCCAAAGAAUUUUAUGGCUCCACCUCGGAGGUGUUGGCGGAACGGGCGGCGAAAUCCUUGGUGUGGGUGAGUGACGCCCUUGCUUCUUCCGUUUGUCCGUUACUUUAGGUGUUGAUGCUGACCUGGGUGCAGGGCCAACAUUAUGCCAUGGCGCUGAUCGAUCGAGUCCUUGAUGCCGGGCGGCUGAUCGAACGACAGUCGAGCACUUACGCCGCGCUUCGUUUCGAGAAUCAGGAGUUGAGGCAGUCGUUCGGCCCGGAGGUCGUGGCAGCGGCCGAGCAGCGCGCCGCGGCGCUGGACGAAGAGGUGAAGCGUCUGAAGGGCGAGCUGGAGGAGAGCCAGGCUCGCGCCCGAACGUUGGACGAUGAACUCCAGACGCUCUCCACCGACGUCGAGUCCGCGCGGUCAGCCGCUUGGGCCGCCGAGGCAGCCUUGAAGGAGGAACAACAGGCUCUGCCCGAGCGGAUAGAGAGGGCGAUUGCCGAGUACAAGGCAUCGGACGGGUUCGAGCGCGGCCUGGUGAGGUCAGGGCGGGCGACGUACGAGUUCGGUUACCGAGUAGCCUGUGCUCGUGCCCGCUCGAGUCAUCCGGAGUGGGAGUUGGAAUCGGAUCCCUUCGCCGACCAUCCUGCGGACGAGGCGGUGGACAUGCCGGCGAGCGUCCCCUUCGAUGACGGGCCCGAGACACCCCCUCCGUGCUGAUGUUUUCUUUUGUUUUGGGUCGGGCUGGAGUUUCGGGUCUUUGUAUCGCCCACCCAAUGUCUGUAUGAAUUCUUCAUAAAUGAAACGACUUAU
Molecule: messenger RNA, 3736 nt
Organism: Musa acuminata AAA Group (dessert banana)
Lineage: Eukaryota; Viridiplantae; Streptophyta; Magnoliopsida; Zingiberales; Musaceae
Exons: 2
Coding region: 1667-2908 (413 amino acids)
Source: RefSeq, a predicted model, not a curated record